UAGAUUUUUUCAGAAAAAAAACUUUUUUAAGCUUCAGAACACAUUUUUAUAUUAAAUAUUAGUGUCUUUAGCAGCUUUAAAAAAGAGCAGGGAGACUGAAACUGCAGUAAAAGAGAAUAUUCCUCCCCAUUGAUUCAUGACAGGUUAAGCCUGCCACUGUGCUUAACGGAGUCAACUCUUUUAAGAAUCAGUUAGCUGUUCUGAAUCAGUUUCUCUCUAAUGGCGCGCGGAUACUCUCUCUCUCAGCGGCAGUGCAGGUUAACCAGCGCCACAGCUCGUGCCACUGGCCUUCUUUCUUCACUCUGAGACAAUGAGUGACUACAUAUCCUGGAAACCUGCUGAAGUAUGCCAGUGGCUAGAGAGAAACAAUUUGGGAGAAUUCUCUAAUGUUUUUAUGGAGCAUGAGAUUGACGGAGCAACUUUAGGUGUUUUCACAGAGCGAAUGGCAGAGAGACUCAUACCCAUAAUUAAAAAACAGGCCGUUUUUAUGUCUCUUCUGGAAAAACUGAAAACAAGUGAAGCACACAGACCUUUGAUGGUAGACGUACAAAGACGUGACUCAAGAGCACGGGAUUCAUCUCAUAUUGCCUUUCCCCCAUUGUUGUUGGCUGCACUGGAGAGAAGAGACCAUGAACUCAAAAGCUCAAGGAAGUCAAAAACAAGGACCCUACUACUACAGGCUCUCUUUGACCAUCUGUCUAGUAAAACUUUGUACCCAACACAUCACCAGUAUGUUGAGUUGUUGUCUUCACUCAUAACUGUAUACCCAUACCUGAAAGAGAACUUUGGAUCAGGUUAUGAUGCUUUGCAUGAGUCCUUAAAGAACAAAUUUAAAAAGGAAAGACGUCCCUUGGUCAGUGAUGAAGAAGUGGCCAGAAUGAGAAGAAAGUUUUCCAUUACAGGUUCUGGCAGAAAACGUACAUCUGAGGUUGUCCAAAUACCACUUAAUGCAGUGAGAACCCCUGUUAAUGGUCCUACUGCAACAGAAGAAGUGUGUGUGGAGGAAAGAAACAUUACUGAAAUUGUGAAGACUAUGGCUGAAGAGGUAAAGAAAAUUCGCCCGGAUAUGAUGUUCCUGCAAGAGCAAAUGACAAAGACAAGAGAGUACCGAAGGACAUAUAUCCUCUCUCAUCCUACAAGAGAGAUUUUGAUGGAAUUCCCUUGCCUCAGGCUUCCUGAAAUCCUGCUUUUGGAAAUGAAAGCUCUUCAACACAUCGAUGUAGACAAGCAAGUCACUUUAGUGCUAAACAAAAUGGCCCCCAUGAUUUUACUGCGAGCGUCACACUCCACCAUAAUAAAGAGAUGUCUGGAGACCAUUGAAGACUGUCAGGAAGGUGCAGUAAAAAAAGGUCUGCAGUUGGAGACAGCCAUCCUGUGCCUUCCGUCUCUGUUCAGUGAGGAUGCCUCACUUCUCUUCGCAUUUGAGGAAUCAGGCACAUCCCAGGUGGUCACACCACAGAUUAUCCUGAGUGGGUGUAAGGAGGGAGUGCCCUUGCAGCACAGUUUGGUGAAAGUCACCAUGGACAAGGAAAUCAUAGUGGAAGACUGCACAGACAUCUCCCUUGCCCUCUGUGUACUGUUCAGCACCUACUUUGUCUUCGGAGUGGAGUAUCCUAAGGGACUUAAAAAAACUCUUACAUUCCUUGAAGCAUUUGUGUUUAAAAUGAAAGAAGAGAAAUUUCUUCCAAUUACACUGAAACGAGUAUUCAAUUCUCUCUGUGAGUAGAUUGUGUAAAUAAGAGCUGUGUAGAAUGAAGGACUUCUCACAGCAGUUUAAUUGCUGUUUAAUUAAAUGCAUUUAAUAGUUUAUCAUUUUGCUACAUUUAGUGUAACAUCCAGCAUAUUUCAGGUUUGUUGUAUUUCCAUAUGUGUUUAUUUUAGAACUAUAAAUGCUGCACUUAACCCCACCCCCACACCGAUGCUAUAUGCAUUGAAUGGGCAAAUGCCAUGGUUUAGUUUAGUUUAGCCUUGUAUUUUUGGUGAUUUUAGUCAUGCACAUAAGUACUUGAAUUUAAAAAGGAUGAGCUUUUUUAUUGUUACAUUUACACAAGUAUCCAAUUCUCUCUUUCAGUAUCCUUACCUUUUUAUUUCCUUGUACUUUUAUACUUUUAUACAGUCUGUAGUCUGCAUUAUUUAUUGUCCUCCUAAUUAUUCUUAGCACAGCACUGCUGCUGGAGUUUUGGACAUCACAAAACAUUUCAACUUCACACAACAUUAAAAAGCCUCACUUUCUGCAUGGACAAAUGUAAUUUUGAUAUAUUGACUAAAGAUUAAUUGUUUAUAUGAAUUAACACAAUAAAUGCAAUAAUUUGCUAUGAUUA
Molecule: messenger RNA, 2321 nt
Organism: Astyanax mexicanus (Mexican tetra)
Lineage: Eukaryota; Metazoa; Chordata; Actinopteri; Characiformes; Acestrorhamphidae
Product: sterile alpha motif domain-containing protein 3-like
Exons: 10
Coding region: 311-1726 (471 amino acids)
Molecular function (GO): protein binding
Source: RefSeq, a predicted model, not a curated record